This is a messenger RNA of Anoplophora glabripennis (Asian longhorned beetle), 2149 nucleotides long. RefSeq names its product atypical kinase COQ8B, mitochondrial (gene Coq8). The transcript has 7 exons. Gene Ontology annotation, molecular function: kinase activity. The coding region runs from base 209 to 2095 and encodes 628 amino acids. Gene Ontology annotation, cellular component: extrinsic component of mitochondrial inner membrane. Lineage: Eukaryota; Metazoa; Arthropoda; Insecta; Coleoptera; Cerambycidae. Gene Ontology annotation, biological process: ubiquinone biosynthetic process. The record is from RefSeq and is a predicted model, not a curated record.
UGACAUUAGAAAAAUAUAGAAAUUAGAAUUUAGGUUAGGAUUUGCGGCAUAAUUUCUUUUUUCUUGUUUAAUACUUACGAAAUAUUAUGUAAUUGCCUUUUAUGGUAUUUUCAUUGGUGCCUGUAGGUGUUAACUGACACCUGUAAAACUAAGAAUUUAAUCUAUACUAUACUAUUUUAUAAAAUAAGAGAUCUAUGGAUGUCUAGUAAUGUCUCGAGUACAAGAUGUACUAAGUAUAUUACGCUCACUGCAAAUAAUUACUGAAGCAUGUAUUAAAUUGCAAGAAGAAAAUAUUAGACUAAUAUGGAGAAAUUCGAGUAUACGUCCAGUAGCAAAAGGUUGUGCCACACAAGUCAGAAAUAUACCUAAAACGACAAAUGUGUCCGAUUUAAUAGGCACUGCUAAAGAAGGGGCUGACCGUGUUUCAGCUGUCGUGCAUGGUUUAAAAGUUUACACAGACUAUAGUUUUAGGAAAGGACAGCUAGACUCAAAAUUUGAUAGUUACACUGACAAGGAACAUAAAGUACAAAAAUCAGUGGAUGCCAAACGUAGUGUAAACAUAGAGAGUUACAGUCCUCCUCAGUUUAAAAUUAAAUUGACUGAUAGUGAUAAAGAAUUAUUAAAGAAGCUUGAUAUGGAACACAGAGCAAAAUUAACUAAGCAAGAAGAUAGGGAGAAAGCUUAUAAAAAGGAACUGGAGAAAGAAAAUAUUGGAUGUUCAAAAGUGACAUCUGUAGCUAAUCCAAAGUCGAAGCAGAAGCUCUGUGAAAAUGCCAAGCAAAGAAAAGUUCCGUCCUCUCGAAUAGGCAGAAUGGUGUCAUUCGGUACUCUUGCUGCGGGCCUUGGCCUAGGAACUGCUACUGAGUACGCAAAGAGAACUUUAGGCAUCGGCGAGCAGCCUGUAGAUGCAAAUUUAUUUAUGAACAAGGCGAACAUGGAUAGAAUUGUGGAUACUCUCUGUAAGGUCCGCGGCGCAGCUUUAAAACUAGGCCAAUUAAUGAGUAUUCAAGAUGAGUCAUUAGUCAAUCCAGAACUCGCUAGAGCUUUGGAGAGAGUAAGGAAAUCAGCAGAUUUUAUGCCCAAUUGGCAAGUGGAAGAGGUGAUGUUGGGGGAGUUGGGUACGUCGUGGCGGAAUAACUUUGCAGAAUUCGAGGACAGACCGUUUGCUGCUGCUUCAAUCGGCCAAGUGCAUCGGGCAAUAUUGACAGAUGACAGGGAAGUCGCUAUCAAAAUUCAGUAUCCUGGCGUUGCUAAAGGCAUUGAGAGCGAUAUCAAUAAUUUAGGUGGAAUAAUGAAGAUGUGGAACAUUUUUCCGAAAGGCAUGUUUUUAGAGAAUUUGAUGGCUGUGGCCAAGCGGGAGCUGGCUUGGGAAGUGGAUUACAUCAGAGAAGCCCAAUGUACGAAAAAGUUUAAAGAAGUACUGGCAGGUUAUAAGGAUUACUAUGUUCCCGAAGUCAUUGAUGAAUUAUCGACUAAACAGGUAUUUACCACGGAAAUGUUAGAUGGUAUUCCGGUUGACCAGUGUUUCGAUUUGGAAUCGGAACAUCGGGAAUUCAUCGGAGAAAAAAUACUGGAACUCUGCUUAAUAGAAAUAUUAAAAUUGAGAUAUAUGCAGACUGAUCCGAAUUGGGCAAAUUUCUUGUACAAUCCAAACAAGAAACAGAUCCUUUUGCUGGAUUUUGGUGCCAGCCGCGAAUAUUCUAAAGAAUUUAUGGACAAGUAUGUGCAAAUCUUAAAAGGGGCCUGUGAUUCGGAUCGCAAAACUGUGCUCGCGGUGUCGAGGGAACUUGGUUUUCUUACCGGAUAUGAAAGCAAGAUAAUGGAAGAUGCACACGUGGACGCUGUGAUGAUACUAGGCGAGGUGUUCCGCCAAGGCGAUAAGUACGACUUCGCUAAUCAAGAUAUGACCGUUAGAAUACAAAAUCUAGCACAAACUAUGCUUGCUCAUCGACUAUGCCCUCCACCCGAAGAGGUUUAUUCAUUGCACAGGAAAUUGUCUGGAGUAUUCUUACUCUGCACGAAGUUAAAGGUGGCCAUACCCUGCAGGGACAAAUUUGUGAAGUUGUAUGAUGAAUACAAUCGACAAAAUAGUUGAUAAAUACCAUAUAUUUAUAAUGUCAUAUUUGUUGUUAUUUUAUUAACUUAUGAA